UCCACGCUUAGUGCUGACCUGAACAUACAGAGCUUAUGAAUUACAGUAUAAAGAAAAACGUACAACUGCGGGAUAUUCAGAGUAUCCACACACCGUGUACCAAAAAACGCUGGCUGCGUGCAGAUGAGCCGCGGUGCUGCCCGGAAGAAAAUAGGGCCACCUUAAAAGGGCACAGAAAGCGUCGAUUUUCCGGUGCCUAUUGGGUAAGAGGGCAAUGGCUUUAUUGUAUAUUGAUGCAGAUGAACAGAUCCCGAAUAUUCAUCUCGUCCACCCUUCCGCCAAUUCCACCCUUCGGAUGAAGUAUAUAUUCAACCAGAGGAGCGCAUCAAGACCAGCAAUUGUUUUUCUCUAUCACAGACUGUAAUGGAGCCUCUUUCUGGGAAAGGAGGACCUUCCCAUCUUGAUGGUAUAGACAUCGUCAUCAAGAAAGAAGAGGAGGAGCGUGAAGAUUUGCUGGAAGAUUUUCAAGAGUCUCCACUAUUCGUCACCAAGCAGGAGAAGGAGGAGCACGCAGGAGAGAGGAAGUGUUAUGGAUGUGCCCAGCCCCAUAUCACAAACUUUCAACCUACAAAUGAUAAUCCAAGCACUCUGGAAGAUGUGAACAAAGCAAAAAAGGUAAAGAAGAGGAAGAGGGUUUGUGAAGAGGAGGAGUGGGCUCCUGAGACAGUGGAAGAUGACCGAGGUCCUGAGACAGUGGAAGAUGACCGAGGUCCUGAGACAGUGGAAGAUGACCGAGGUACUGACUCGAGGCAUUGUCGCCUGUGCCAGCGCUGCUUUAGCUCCUCCUGGGAGCUCACUGGCCACUGCUGUACUGGCAUAAUAGGUACAGAGGACGGAGAUGGCACAAAGUUGGAGUUUUGCUGCCCCGUGUGUGGUGAUCGAUUUUUGAGGCCCACUGCCUUCAUAAUGCACAAGCAGAGUCAUGUCGGACAAUCGCAGUACGUCUGCGGGGUGUGUGGCCGGACUUUAAAGACGCUCCGAAAGCUGGCCACCCACCGGCGGUCCCAUACGCGCAGCCCCCUACUACACUUGCAAUGUCGAGAAUGUUGCCGAUCCUUCCAUGGCCUGGAAGCUCUGAGGGACCACAGGAUGAGCCAACAUGGUAAGGAAGCAGAUAAGCAGGAGGAAGCAAAAGACAUAGAGCACCGUGAGGCAAACACAAGGACCCUGAGCAGUGAUACAGAGGGCAUGGUAGCCCACUCUCUCCAGUCUCCUCAGCCUCCCCAAUGCUUGCGCUGCUUCAUGACAUUCCGUGAUGCGGAGACGGCAGAGAGGCACCUGCGCUUUAAGCAUCCGGCUGAUUAUGAGCAAAAGCUCCAAGGCCACACGGUGUUUGCCUGCUGCGUCUGCGACCGCACCUUCCCAUCCUCACGCCUUCUUUCUGCACACCAGCGCACACACAGCAAAUGGAGCCUGAUCCCUGCUGGACUAGAUGAAUCACUGCAGGAAAGCAGAGACGAGAGAGGAAUAAAGAGGAAUGCUGAGAUUUUAGAGAGAAAACAGAUAGUUGACAAUAGUAGGAGCAGACCAAGUGGAUCUAGUUCAAUGUGUUGCUUUCAAUGCCACAUCAUCUUCACCGAUCUUCAAACCUGGGAACGUCACAUGAUCUCCAAGCACCCUCCUUCCAUAGCAGCGCAUUCACCUGGUGAGAGUGGUCGGGGAUACCUGUCCCCGCGGCCGCCCCGGGGCCAGCCAAGGCCCUACCGCUGCUCCACAUGUGGAGAGAAGUUCAUCCAGGAGAGCUCCCUGAUAAAACACAGCACCGAGUCUCACGUGGGCUGAGGGGGAGCGGCUGCCAACAAUAAAAGGCAUAUUAGCGAUAAUGUUUAUUAGAUAAAAAUUACAGGAUGACUGGUAGGUUACUUACCCUGUUUUACAGAUACAACUGUUAUACUAUAUACAGUAUAUAAUAAAGACUCAAACUAAAUUUUAACCAUCUACAUCCAACAGAUGGAAAAUAUCGGUUAGUUCAGAAUUUAGUUCAGAAUUUAUCUUCGUAGAAAAGAAAACACUGACUUCUUGAUAUAGGUUAAUGAUCUGUCAUUCUAGCCUAUGCAACAAAAAAAACUCAUGUAACUUUGUUGUCUUGUUUACCUUGUUAUUGAACUAGGAACAGAGAACAGGAUAGAGAAUGGAAUUUCAGGGGAAAAGAAGUGUGCUGUAUGUGUUCAUUAAACUAUGAACAAAAAACA
This is a messenger RNA of Paramormyrops kingsleyae, 2192 nucleotides long. RefSeq lists its product as uncharacterized. Lineage: Eukaryota; Metazoa; Chordata; Actinopteri; Osteoglossiformes; Mormyridae. Gene Ontology annotation, cellular component: nucleus. The record is from RefSeq and is a predicted model, not a curated record. Gene Ontology annotation, molecular function: RNA polymerase II cis-regulatory region sequence-specific DNA binding; DNA-binding transcription activator activity, RNA polymerase II-specific. Gene Ontology annotation, biological process: regulation of transcription by RNA polymerase II.